UUUAUGCUUCCAAUCCCAAAACCCUUGCUUUCUUCAGUUUUCUUUUCUCUUUUGUGCCAAUCACCAAAGCAGUCAUUUUCCGAGACAAUUUAAGGAGAUGGGCGACAAGAAGAAAAAGACUUUUAUGUUUAUCCGUCUUGUCUCGGCUGCUGGGACUGGAUUCUUCUACGUGAAGAGGAAAAGUGCUAAGAAAGUGGCUGAGAAACUCGAGUUCCGCAAGUAUGAUCCCCGGGUAAAUCGCCAUGUUCUUUUUACAGAGCAAAAAAUGAAAUAAGGAACCUGUUAUUUUGCUUGCAGCUAUUCCGUUCUCAACUUAUUGACUUUUUAGAUUGAUGUAGCCGUACUGUUUUUGGUAGAAGAUACCAAAUUAUGCGAACUGGAAUGAAAGAUGAUCGUGUUUUGUCAAAUUUGUUUAAGCCUCCAAAGCUUGCAUUAUCAUGUAUUAAAUGCAUCAUUUAAAGAGACGGUCAAUGAGCAAAACAUAUAUUUUAGGUUAAAUUAUGAGGAUAA
This is a messenger RNA of Gossypium arboreum, 510 nucleotides long. RefSeq lists its product as uncharacterized. Gene Ontology annotation, molecular function: structural constituent of ribosome. NCBI's taxonomy places the organism in Eukaryota, Viridiplantae, Streptophyta, Magnoliopsida, Malvales, Malvaceae. The transcript has 2 exons. Gene Ontology annotation, biological process: translation. Bases 98 to 274 code for a protein of 58 amino acids. The record is from RefSeq and is a predicted model, not a curated record. Gene Ontology annotation, cellular component: large ribosomal subunit; ribosome.